CAGACCGCGUUGGCUUCCUUGACUGGCCGGAAGGCGUCUCUGCCAUCACCGAGAAGCGUCUGAGGGACAUCCAAAGUGUCAGCCGGGGGAAAGGAGAGAGAAGCUCUUACAUACAAACCGUGAGGAACGGUGAACCGGAGGAGGCGAGCACGCACUUUGUCUCUCUAGGCAGUACCUCUGCGCCACUUAGCUUCUUUCUUUCCUCAUUGCUCUGUGGGAAAAGGCGAGGCUCCUCCUCUCCUCACACCUGUAGCGCGGGGCCGGCAACCAGUCCAAGCUCAGCCUCACUAGCGCUGCUGGUGUUCCUGUUUCGCUCGGUCGCUCCCUGCGGCUGCGCCUCCUCCCGGACUUGGACAAACAGUACCAGCUACCGCCAGCGCCGCUUCCUCCUCUGCAUCCACUCGGGCCGCGGCCUUGACGUCGUUUCCUUCCAACAUGGCGAGAGCAGCAGGAGGAGGAAGAAGCUGCUGCUGCUGCCGCUAUUGCUGCUACUGUCGCUGCCGACGCUGCUGCUAGUGGAGACUGAGUCGAGCCGACAACUCCGCAACUGAGGGCUCUGCUUUUUAAAGAGAGCCAGUCUCUUCUCCCUUCCCGCGACGAGUAGGGUCCUCAGCCGCUCAGUCCGAACCCACCUUAGUCCUGUUCAAGCCGGGAGUCAAUUCCACGGGAAGCUGCUUCGAUUCCCUGCCAGUGGUAUCUUCCGGACAGCUGUACCUUAAGGCAGUGAGAGUCACCGCGCCGCUCCCUCUCUCCCUUCGUUCUCUCUUUCCCCCCACCCCUUCAUCGCGUCCCCAUGUAUGAAGGGAAGAAGACAAAAAACAUGUUCCUGACCCGGGCCUUGGAGAAGAUCCUGGCUGACAAGGAGGUGAAGAAGGCGCAUCAUUCCCAGCUGCGCAAAGCCUGUGAGGUGGCCCUAGAGGAAAUAAAAGCAGAAACUGGAAAGCAAAGUCCUCCUCAUGGAGAAGCAAAGCCAGGUUCAAGCACUCUUCCACCCGUGAAAUCAAAAACAAGCUUUAUUGAGGCUGACAAGUACUUCUUACCAUUUGAAUUGGCAUGCCAGUCCAAGUGUCCCAGAAUUGUUAGUACAUCGUUGGAUUGUUUGCAGAAACUUAUAGCCUAUGGACAUUUGACUGGCAAUGCUCCAGAUAGUACAGCUCCUGGGAAAAAAUUAAUUGAUAGAAUUAUUGAAACAAUAUGCGGCUGCUUUCAAGGUCCUCAGACAGACGAGGGGGUUCAGCUACAAAUUAUAAAGGCUCUACUCACAGCAGUAACAUCUCAGCACAUAGAGAUUCAUGAAGGGACAGUGCUGCAAGCUGUAAGAACAUGUUACAAUAUCUAUCUUGCAAGCAAAAAUCUCAUAAAUCAAACCACAGCCAAGGCCACUCUCACACAAAUGCUGAAUGUUAUAUUUGCACGUAUGGAAAACCAAGCACUUCAGGAAGCCAAGCAAAUGGAGAAAGAGAGACAUCGGCAGCAGCACCAUCUGCAACAGUCACCUUUAAGCCAUCAUGAGCCUGAAUCACCUCAGCUGAGACAUCUUUCAGAGCAGACUGUGGAUCAGCUCUCACAGGAUCAUGAGGGGGACUUGGACCAUCAUGCAAAUGAUGUGGACAAAAGCCUUCAAGAAGACACAGAAGCAGAAAAUGGGUCUGAUAUUUCUAGUGCGGAAAAUGAACAGACAGAAGCUGACCAGGCAACAGCAGCAGAAACUCUGUCUAAAAAUGAUACACGGCCAUACGAUGGAGAAAGUAAUCAAUGUGAAGAAAGGGCACAGGAUGUUGUACAAAGUAUAGUCCAGGAAAUGGUGAACAUAGUUGUAAGAGAUGUAGGAGAAAGAAUUGUGGAAAAGGGUAUGGUAGAUGGACCAUUGGGGACUUCAGAAGAUGGAAGUGACAGUGAAAACAUCCAGGCAAAUGGAAUUCCAGGGACACCCAUUUCUGUCGUUUAUACACCAUCUUUACCUGAUGACAGGUUAUCAGUCUCUUCCAAUGACACUCAGGAAUCUGGAAACUCUUCAGGACCUACCCCUGGUGCUAAAUUUUCCCACAUUUUGCAAAAGGAUGCCUUCCUAGUAUUCAGGUCACUGUGUAAACUCUCUAUGAAGCCUCUGUCAGAUGGGCCACCUGAUCCAAAGUCUCAUGAAUUGCGCUCAAAGAUCCUUUCACUGCAGUUGCUCCUAUCUAUUCUGCAGAAUGCAGGACCUGUUUUCAGGACAAAUGAAAUGUUUAUUAAUGCUAUUAAGCAGUAUCUUUGUGUUGCACUGUCUAAAAACGGAGUCUCAUCUGUUCCGGAAGUGUUUGAACUUUCACUUUCUAUAUUUCUAACUCUACUUUCAAAUUUUAAGACACACCUGAAAAUGCAGAUUGAGGUUUUCUUCAAGGAGAUUUUUUUGUAUAUCUUAGAAACCUCCACUAGCUCCUUUGAUCAUAAAUGGAUGGUUAUACAAACACUGACAAGGAUAUGCGCAGGUAAUGCCCAGAGUGUAGUGGACAUCUACGUAAACUAUGAUUGUGAUUUAAAUGCUGCAAACAUAUUUGAAAGACUAGUUAACGACCUAUCCAAGAUUGCUCAAGGAAGGGGCAGCCAAGAACUUGGCACGACCAACAUUCAGGAGCUAAGUUUGAGAAAGAAGGGUCUUGAAUGCUUAGUAUCUAUCUUGAAGUGCAUGGUGGAAUGGAGUAAGGAUCAAUAUGUAAAUCCCAACUCUCAAACAACUCUAGGACAAGAAAAACCCACCGAGCAAGACAGCACUGAAACAAAACACCCCGAAACAAUUAACCGAUAUGGCAGCUUAAAUUCUCUAGACUCCACAGCCUCAUCAGGAAUUGGUAGCUACAGCACACAGAUGUCUGGUACCGACAAUCCAGAGCAGUUUGAAGUCCUUAAGCAACAAAAAGAAAUAAUAGAACAAGGAAUAGAUUUGUUUAAUAAGAAACCAAAGAGAGGAAUUCAGUACCUCCAAGAACAAGGUAUGCUUGGUACUACUCCUGAAGAUAUUGCCCAGUUCUUGCAUCAAGAAGAAAGAUUAGACUCUACUCAAGCUGGGGAGUUCCUAGGAGACAAUGAUAAAUUUAAUAAGGAAGUUAUGUACGCAUAUGUGGACCAACAUGACUUUUCAGCAAAGGAUUUUGUUUCUGCUCUGCGCAUGUUUUUAGAAGGAUUCCGUCUUCCAGGAGAGGCUCAGAAAAUUGAUAGAUUAAUGGAGAAAUUUGCUGCUAGAUACUUAGAGUGCAACCAAGGGCAAACUCUCUUUGCUAGUGCAGACACUGCAUAUGUCUUGGCUUAUUCAAUUAUCAUGUUGACUACAGAUCUCCAUAGCCCACAGGUAAAGAAUAAAAUGACAAAAGAACAAUACAUUAAGAUGAAUAGAGGUAUCAAUGAUAGUAAAGAUCUCCCUGAAGAAUAUCUGUCUGCCAUAUAUAAUGAAAUAGCAGGGAAAAAGAUCUCAAUGAAAGAAACCAAAGAGUUAACAAUACCCACAAAAACAAGUAAACAAAGUGUAGCUAGUGAAAAGCAGAGACGACUUCUUUAUAAUUUAGAAAUGGAACAGAUGGCUAAAACAGCUAAAGCUCUGAUGGAAGCAGUGAGCCAUGUUCAGGCUCCUUUCACAAGUGCAACACACUUGGAGCAUGUAAGACCCAUGUUCAAGUUGGCAUGGACACCAUUCUUAGCUGCAUUCAGUGUAGGUUUACAAGACUGCGAUGACACAGAAGUUGCCUCUCUUUGCCUGGAAGGUAUACGAUGUGCAAUCAGGAUAGCAUGCAUUUUCACCAUCCAGCUUGAAAGGGAUGCUUAUGUCCAAGCACUAGCAAGAUUUACUUUACUUACGGUGAAUUCUGGUAUUACUGAAAUGAAACAGAAGAACAUUGAUACAAUAAAAACCCUUAUUACAGUGGCUCAUACUGAUGGAAAUUACUUGGGAAAUUCCUGGCAUGAGAUUUUGAAAUGCAUCAGUCAGCUUGAACUGGCUCAGUUAAUAGGAACUGGAGUAAAACCACGUUACAUCUCUGGGACUGUGAGAGGACGAGAAGGUUCUUUAACAGGAACAAAGGAUCAGGCACCUGAUGAAUUUGCAAGUCUAGGAAUAGUUGGAGGAAAUAUGGACUGGAAGCAGAUAGCAAGUAUUCAAGAAUCCAUUGGAGAGACUAGUUCACAAAGUGUUGUUGUUGCUGUAGACAGAAUAUUUACAGGAUCUACAAGGCUAGAUGGAAAUGCUAUUGUGGAUUUUGUCCGAUGGCUUUGUGCUGUGUCUAUGGAUGAACUGCUGUCUGCAACUCAUCCUCGGAUGUUUAGCCUGCAGAAGAUAGUGGAGAUUUCUUACUAUAACAUGGGGCGAAUAAGGCUACAAUGGUCUAGAAUCUGGGAAGUUAUUGGAGAUCAUUUCAAUAAGGUUGGCUGUAAUCCCAAUGAAGAUGUAGCUAUUUUCGCAGUAGACUCCUUAAGGCAGCUAUCAAUGAAAUUCUUAGAAAAAGGGGAACUUGCUAAUUUCCGAUUCCAGAAGGACUUCUUAAGACCAUUUGAACAUAUCAUGAAGAGAAACAGAUCUCCAACCAUUCGUGACAUGGUUGUCCGCUGUAUCGCCCAGAUGGUAAAUUCCCAAGCAGCAAACAUCCGCUCAGGAUGGAAGAAUAUUUUUUCAGUUUUUCAUUUGGCUGCAUCUGAUCAAGAUGAAAGUAUAGUAGAACUUGCAUUUCAAACUACAGGUCACAUUGUCACAAUUGUGUUCGAGAAACACUUUCCAGCAACCAUUGAUUCUUUCCAGGAUGCCGUAAAAUGCUUGUCUGAAUUUGCAUGCAAUGCAGCUUUUCCAGAUACAAGUAUGGAAGCAAUUCGCCUUAUUCGUCAUUGCGCAAAAUAUGUAUCAGAAAGGCCUCAGGCUUUCAAAGAAUACACCAGUGACGACAUGAAUGUAGCUCCAGAAGACAGAGUGUGGGUGAGAGGAUGGUUUCCAAUUCUCUUUGAGCUGUCCUGUAUCAUCAAUAGAUGCAAAUUAGAUGUAAGAACCAGAGGCUUAACAGUUAUGUUUGAAAUAAUGAAAACUUAUGGCCAUACUUAUGAAAAGCAUUGGUGGCAGGAUUUGUUUCGGAUUGUCUUCCGGAUAUUUGACAACAUGAAAUUGCCAGAACAACAAACUGAGAAAGCUGAAUGGAUGACAACAACUUGUAAUCAUGCACUUUAUGCAAUAUGUGAUGUAUUUACCCAGUAUUUGGAAGUACUUAGUGAUGUCCUUUUGGAUGAUAUAUUUGCUCAGCUCUACUGGUGUGUUCAGCAAGACAAUGAACAACUAGCACGGUCUGGUACAAACUGUUUAGAGAAUGUUGUAAUUUUAAAUGGUGAAAAGUUUACUCUUGAAAUCUGGGAUAAGACUUGCAACUGCAUGCUGGAUAUCUUCAAAACUACCAUUCCCCACGCGCUUUUAACUUGGAGACCAACCGGGGGAGAUACUGCUCCUCCAUCUCCUGGAAGAGAGAAACAGUUGGAUACAAUAUCUCAGAAAUCUGUAGAUAUCCAUGACUCUGUACAACCAAGAUCUUCAGAUAGACGGCAGUUUCAGUCCAUUGUAGGGCCACCAGCAAAUGAGGAGGUCAGCAAAAACAAAGCUACUACAAAAUUUCCAGAUCAGAAACUGUUUGGUGCUCUGUUGAUCAAAUGUGUUGUGCAACUGGAACUCAUUCAAACAAUCGACAAUAUUGUGUUCUUCCCAGCAACCAGCAAAAAAGAAGAUGCUGAGAAUCUUGCUGCAGCACAGAGGGAUGCAGUAGACUUUAAUGUUCACGUGGAUACACAAGAUCAAGGAAUGUAUCGUUUUUUAACAUCACAACAGCUUUUCAAGCUCCUGGACUGUUUGUUGGAAUCUCACAAAUUUGCUAAAGCUUUUAAUUCAAACAAUGAGCAAAGAACUGCUCUGUGGAAAGCAGGUUUCAAAGGAAAAUCUAAGCCCAAUCUGUUGAAACAGGAGACAAGUAGUCUUGCCUGCGGGUUACGCAUUCUGUUCCGUAUGUACAUGGAUGAAAGUCGCAAAGAUGCAUGGGAGGAAGUGCAGCGGCGACUACUAAAUACACGGCCAUGGAUGGGGCAGAAUGUACGGACCCGAACAGGCUCAGUACACGGCACACGGAUGGGGCAGAAUGCACUGGCAGAUGGUGUCUGCAGUGAAGCUCUCAGUUACUUCCUUACAUUGACAUCAGAAAGUCAUAGAGAAGCUUGGACUAGCCUGUUGCUUUUAUUCUUAACAAAGGUCCUAAAAAUAAGUGAUGAUCGGUUCAAAGCUCAUGCAUCAUUCUAUUAUCCUCUCUUGUGUGAAAUAAUGCAGUUUGAUCUGAUUCCUGAGCUUCGAGCUGUCUUACGAAGGUUUUUUCUGCGGAUUGGGAUAGUCUUUCAAAUAUCUCAGCCAUCAGAUCAAGAAGUGGGAACAGCCAAGCAGUAGAAGUCUGGCUAAAGAAACAAAGGACCAAGAUAACUUGCACUGAAUGUUCAUAAAAAGGUUUUAUCUUUAUAUGGCAGUGUGCGUCUACGGGUUCACAAUACAGAUUUAAACUGUAAUUUAGGCUUGCAACACUCUAGUUCUCCAGUGGAUUCUCUCUCCCUCUUCCUGCACUGGUUUGUGUUGACCAUAGAGCCAGUUUUAACAGUCUUAUUGCCAGCCUGGGCUGUAAUCCCUCUUACUUUCCUAAACAGAGAUAUAUAUCAAAAGAUGUUUAUGAUGGCUGUGAAUUUAAGAUGUACCCAAAGAACUAACACAUUUAAGAAGUUUGAACUUCUACAGAAGUACUACUCAGGAGGGCUGCAUUUUGAAAAAGAAAGGUUUGUAGGAAAAGAAAUGAAAAUAUUGCUUAUGUAAGAGAUCUAGCAACUAUGUGGAAUUCUUGUUCUAGAGGGUGUUUUUUUUUUUUUUUUUUGCACACUCAGGCUAACUGAGAUAUAGGUAAUGAUCCUUCUGUGAAAAAUGUACAGAGAUGCAGGUCUGUAAUAUAAAGUUCUAAAUACUAUAUAGUUUUUUCCUGCAUUCUUUUAUUUCUUGUAUUAUUUCCUAGAGACCUGUAAGUUGGUUUACCAAAUGCACUAGUAUGGGGUUGAGUUAUUUUUUUUAUCUGUAUCCCAAAACAUAGUCUUGCUGACUUUUGUCAAGAGAACAGAUUGAAAAAUGUCACAACUGACUUUAUCUGUUUGUAAUAUACCUGUGAUAGGGCUUUUAAAUAUAAUAAGCCAUCGCAAUGAUCUUUCAGGACUGGAACUUGAAUCACUGCAAAUAAGUUUAGGUUUUGUCCACUGUCACUUUUUUUGGGUUGUUUGAUGUAGAUUUCACUAUGUACAGAAUUUAAUGUUGAAUAUAUUCAAGUAACAAAUCUGGCAUGGUUUGAGGAUGGUUUUAAAUUUAUUGGAAAUGUAUUCAUACUGUGAAUUGUGCUCUGAUGGUUAAAGAAAGAUUGUCAAGCAUUCUGUCUUACAAUGGAUGUAGAAAAAAUUUUCAGAUGGAAAAAUGUAUAUGGUACAGCUCUGUAAAGUUUUCUAUGUAAAUUCUGUACAACUUUCUGUACAAUAUUGGUUCCCAUCCGGCAUAUUCUAAUCAGGUUAUAGGUCAAUAAAGUUUUUGAAUUCUU
Rhineura floridana is the source of this 7601-nucleotide messenger RNA. It is a transcript of the gene ARFGEF1, whose product is annotated as ADP ribosylation factor guanine nucleotide exchange factor 1. The transcript is spliced from 40 exons. Gene Ontology annotation, molecular function: guanyl-nucleotide exchange factor activity. NCBI's taxonomy places the organism in Eukaryota, Metazoa, Chordata, Lepidosauria, Squamata, Rhineuridae. Bases 794 to 6427 code for a protein of 1877 amino acids. Gene Ontology annotation, biological process: regulation of ARF protein signal transduction. The record is from RefSeq and is a predicted model, not a curated record.